Clonostachys rhizophaga is the source of this 2088-nucleotide messenger RNA. The record is from the annotation of a GenBank genome assembly. Lineage: Eukaryota; Fungi; Ascomycota; Sordariomycetes; Hypocreales; Bionectriaceae.
AUGGGGAGUCUUAAAGAGGGCCAAAGCGCACUUCAUGAGCUUGGUGUGGCUUCAGGAGACAACCUGGACGAUGCAAAUUGGCUGAAUUAUCUUGGAAAUCAGCUUUUUAUCAGAUACAAGAGGACUGAAGCAAUAUCUGACUUGGAGAAAUCCAUCCGAGUUGCGCAGAGGGCCCUCCUGGUUACCCCGGAAGAUGAUCCAGAGUAUAUUGGAUUACUCUAUCGCCUCGGAAUCCAACUCGGGUGGAGAUACCACGAGAUUGGAGAAAUCGAUGAUAGUGAAGAGACCAUCCACAUCAUACGACUUGCCAUCGGCAAAAUAUCACUUGGAAUUGCCUUGCGGAUUAAAUUCCUUAGGACACGAGAUAUAGCCGACCUUGAGGAAGCCAUUCAAGCCACACGGGACGCCAUACACGAAAUAUCGCAUGACAACCCCAUAUACGAGAUACCCCGAGAUAGCCCUAUCUACUUCAACUGGUUAUAUGCUCUUGCAGACCAAUUUGAUGAUAAAUACGAGAUAACAAAAGCUCUGCCUGACCUGCAGGAGAUGAUUAAGUUUACACUGCAAGCUGUCAGUAAAACCCCAAGGAAACACUCAGCUUAUGGAGAGGGGCUGCAUUCUCUUGGACUUCGGUUUCGUGCCAAGUACUUGCGGACUAAGGAACUUGAUGAUGUUGAAGAGGGUAUCGACUUUAUGCAAGAGGCGAUCAGUUGUACCUCAGAAGAUGAUCCCCAACGCGCGAAGCGUUUACGGACUCUUGCAACUCUCCUCGGUGACCGAUACGAUAAGGGAAGGGAUGUAACUGAUCUCGAAGAAGCUACCCGACUUCUACGGCUGGCUACCGAUAUGACACCAGCAUAUGAUCCAGAUUAUGCAGGAUUGUUAAACGAUCUCAGCAAGGGAUUGCGGGUAUUGUUUUUCAGGGCUGGUAACACGGCGGACCUGGAUGGGGCUAUCCAAUCCUCGCGGCAGGCCGUAAACAUGGGACCAGAAGAUCACUCUGAACGUGCAAGAUGGCUGAUCAACCUUGGGAGGGGUCUUUAUGCUAGAGUGACAAAGACGGAAGAGAUCUCCGAUGUUGAUGAGGCUAUCCAAGUCGUGCGACAAGCUAUCGAUUUGACGUCCGAAGACUCUCCAGACCUUCCAAAGUGGUUACAUGAUCUCGGGAAAGGACUUAGGCUAAGAUAUCUUCGAGCGAACACUCUAGAAGACAUUGAGGAAGCCAUCAAUGUUUUACGGCAGGCUUCCAAGUCAUUUCCAAGCGAGGACAUAAGCUAUACAGAGUUUCUGAACAACCUUGGAAUGAGUCUUGCCGAAAGAGGGUUAAGAACUGGAACGGUCUCCGAUCUCAAUGAGACUAUCCAGGCUCUGCAACAAGCUCUGGAGAUUACUCCAGAGACCAACUCAGACCAUCCGGUGCUCUUAUCUAAUCUCGCCGAUGUACUUUAUGAGAGAUAUGUACAGACUGAAGCCAUGGUUGAUCUUGAAGGAUAUAUUCAGCUCACCCAGCGCGCUCUGGAUGUAGUUCCAGAACACAGCCCAGAUCGUCCACGGUGGUUGAACAGGGUUGGUGUUGGGCUGGGAGACAGAUAUCAAAGGACAGGAUUAGCGGCAGACCUUGAUAUGGCCAUCGAAUUUAUACGACGGGCUGUUAACACAAGCCAAGAAGACCACCUACUUCUCGGCGAGUGGUUAAAUAAUCUUGCAGUCCGCCUUGGCAAUAGGUAUUCAAUUAAUGGAGACAUAGCUGACCUUGAAGAGGCUAUAAAGGCCAGCCAAGAGGUUAUCUCUAUUACUCCAGAAGAUCACACAAACUAUCCGAGGUGGUUAAACAACCUUGGAAACCGGCUGUUGGAACGCUACAUGUACGACGGAGCUGUCACCGAUCUUGACAAGUCUAUCGAUUUAAGACAGCAGGCUAUCAAUAUCACCCCAAAAGACCAUCCGGACAGCGGAGGACUGCUGAUGAAUUACGUAGACGCCUUAAUGACGAAACUCGGUUUGGAAAGCAACGUGGAUGACACGCAUAAGAUGAUAUCAAACUGCGAAUCUGCUUUACGCCAGUCGAGUUUCUACAUUGAUGAUUGA